AUGCGUCUGAACGAGAAUCUGUCGGCCCCCGUGCAAGCCGAGUCCGCCCUACUCAAUCGUCGCCGCCGCCGUAAAUCACUGCCCUCGCGCAAUGGAAACACAGAUCCAACAUCACCUGAAGUCAUUUCCUCUCUCAUUUCCUCUCUUUCCACCAUAUCUGUGCCAUUAAAUUCGCACUUUGAUACCAUCCCCAAGAUCGACACCGACUCCGAUCCUGGUCUUCCAGAAGUACCAAAUACCGCGCCGGUUUACUCUAUCCUCCCGUCUGAACAACAUGGGUUUGGAAUGAGCUACGGGGCUUACAAGCCAGCUGCCGAACCUCCGGAGCCCCCACAGGCCCCAUUCCUGCACCCCGAUGAUGCAGCUUCGUCGCCUGUUAUUCGCAUGGCCAGAGCGCCUCCAUCACCAAAGUCCCCACGAUCCCCAAGAUUCAAACCCUUUAGAGCGACCGAGUCGACACGUCCGGCCUCCAGGGAAUCCUAUACAUCUUCCAUAGCCCAGGAGCCGUCAUCUUUCGGAACGAUCAGCACAGAACCCGGUCCCCGUGUGUCAACUACCCCGAGUAUCGCUUCGAAUAGUUCAGGUCGCGCGAAGAGUUUGAAGGGUCAAUUUGGUUUCUUGAAAAAAUCAUCCUCGCGCGAAUUUUCCAGUGAAAAAGAUCCACAAAUCGAGCGCUUACGAAGGACGACUAGCCAUAACGACGGGCUGCGACACAUCCCGCGCAGCCGUGCAAGCUUGCGCUCAUUGCAUUCCAUGGCGGAAGUAAACGAGAAUGCCCGUCCUGCGGACCUUCAGGAAGACCCAUAUGAAGAAAGAGUGGCCAACUCUCCACCCACUAAAGAUCACCAAGUGUUCCACACCCCGGAAGCCGGGAGCCCCGGUGGGAUCGGCAGUGGGAGACUCAUCCCCACCCGCGACUCAUCUCUGCGCCAUCGACAUAGCCAGUCCUCAGGAUCAAGAAAACACCGAUCUGCCCGUCACAGUAGAUACUCUUCCACAGCGAGCAAGGAGUCUACUGCAGACAAUGGGUUACCUGGAACGAGCAACGACGCCGAGCAGGUGACCAGACGCAUCCAAGAGUUGAAAGACCAGCAGCAGAAAAUUAAGACCGAGUUGGAUGCGGAUAAUAGUCCUGAUAGCUCGGCCAAGACGACGCCGGUGAAGCCAGUGAAACCAAAGGUCUCGAAAGCGUCGCGCGUACUAGGUCACGAUGUUAACCAGGCUAUCAUUCAUGAUGGGCCAGCCCGUGAUCAACGCCCACUGAAUGAGAGUGCUCCCUCGCCAUCUGUGAUGACAGGCAAGCUCCGCAGUGGAAACCGACCAGGCGCACCCCUUGUAUCAAAGCCUAACGGUUUACCGGUGUUGUCCAAGUCGUCUGCGGACAGACCUGAAUCCGAGAGAGCUCGAUACAGACAGUCCCUCGAGCCAAAUACACCGACUAAACAUCGUCGUACCCCAUCCGGUAACCUGUCGCAUUUGUCAAAUGGGCGUCCGUCAUAUAGCACCGAGCGGCCAUCAAGUGCGGAUUCAAUCGAUCUCGCUGUAGACGACUACAUGUUCUCUCCUAAGUUGACCCAGAGAGUCAUUCACCCGACGACUGGUCGUACUAUCGCGUUUUCCGAAGUCGGCGAUCCUAAGGGUCAUGUCGUGCUUUGCUGUGUCGGCAUGGGCCUCACCCGGUAUCUCAUGGCAUUCUAUGACGAAUUGGCUCGAACGCUCAAUCUCCGAUUGGUGACAUUAGAUCGCCCCGGCGUUGGCGAGAGCAGUCCACACCAGGUCGACGAGCCGAGCACCCCUCUCAGCUGGCCAGACGAUGUUGCCAUUGUGUGUAACUACCUCCGCGUAACCAAAUUCUCCAUCCUUGCCCAUUCUGCCGGAGCAAUCUACGCUCUCGCAACAGCGCUGCGGAUCCCACAACACAUUCGUGGUCGCAUCCACCUUCUAGCCCCAUGGAUCCCACCAUCUCAACUAUCAAUCAUCGGCUCCCAAAAAGACCCUGCACCCACCAACGCAGUCCCAUACUCCCAAAAGAUUCUCCGCGCUCUCCCAACCUCCCUUCUCAAAGUCGCAAACUCAAGCUUCAUGAGCGCAACCAGCGCAAGCCUCACAACCUCUCUCCCCAAAUCUCCCCGGCGAUCUAAACGUAAAGCCGCAAAAGAAGCAGUCAAUGCAAUCCCAACCCCAAUUGUUCCGCCCCUAGCUCCCAUCGAAACAAAUCUCAAUCGCGAAGACACGCUCCAAAAUCCCAAGCCAGCCCCCACAGCAUCCUACCGCAAAAGCGACGCAACGCUCGCAUCCCGCGCCAAGUCCCCAGAAGACGAAGUCGAGCGCCAACGCGACUAUGACACUCGUCUCACCUACAAAAUCUGGGAACGCGCAACCACAAACGCAAACCCCGCCGUCGACCUGCUCAUCUGUCUUGAGCGUCGACAAACAAUUGGGUUCCGCUACGUGGACAUCACACGCUCGGUCGUCAUUCACCACGGCCGCAAAGAUCCCCGUGUCCCGGUGGAGAAUGUGCAGUGGCUGGGCAAGACGAUGAGACGGUGUGAGGUGCGCAUUCUUGAAGGCGAAGGCCAUGGGCUAAUGGCUUCGGCUGGUGUGAUGGGGGGUAUUUUGACAGAGAUUGCUAAGGAGUGGGAGGAUUGGACGAUUCUUGUUCAGGGGAAACGUCGUGCGACUACUAAUCUUGCGCGACCGGGUUUGUCGAUUCAGACUUGA
Messenger RNA from Penicillium soppii, 2721 nucleotides. Its product is annotated as alpha/beta fold hydrolase. NCBI's taxonomy places the organism in Eukaryota, Fungi, Ascomycota, Eurotiomycetes, Eurotiales, Aspergillaceae. The transcript has a single exon. Bases 1 to 2721 code for a protein of 906 amino acids. The record is from RefSeq and is a predicted model, not a curated record.